AUGGAUCGUUCCGUAUCGUCUGUUUUAGAAAAAUCUAUAGCGUUGGAUGAAAAGUCUGACAAAAUAAAUGGGGAUCAACGGGUGUCUGUUGACCUUGGAGAAAGUGAAGAAGCAGCUGAAGUUUAUGUAAUUGAUCACAAGGCAGAGCGAAAAUUAUGUCGUAAGCUCGACAUUCGAAUCCUCCCUCUUUUAGCGCUUUUAUACCUAUUUAAUGCCCUCGAUAAAUCUAAUGUAUCCAAUGCAAAAACCAAUGGUAUCGACAAGGAUUUGGGAUUUAAGGGCGACGAAUACAAUAUCAUGAUUUCCAUAUUCUACAUACCUUUUGUUCUUUGUGCUUUUCCUUUCUCUUAUUUGUAUAAGCGUUUUGGAGCUGCCCGAAUGUUACCUCUUUUUAUGCUUUCAUUCGGUGUAAUGUCGCUCUGUCAAGCGGCCGUCAAAAACUUUGCUGGAAUGAUGACAGUUAGAUGGUUUUUGGGCAUGGCUGAAUCUGCUGUUUUACCGGGAGUAGUAUAUUACCUUACUACCUUCUAUAGACGUACUGAACUUGCUAGACGCUUGGCGAUUUUUUACGCAGCUGCAAACAUAUCUUCCGCGUUCGGAGGGCUAUUAGCUUACGGUGUUUUUCACAUAAAAAGCGGAAAACUUAAAGGUUGGCAGUACCUAUUUUUAAUUGAAGGAAGUAGUACUUUUUUGUCCGCUGCUCUUAUUUUUCUACUUCUUCCUGUCAGCGUGGAAAAGGCUCACUUUCUAACGGAUGAAGAUAAAUUUUUAGCACGAAUGAGGAUCGACAAUGAUUCUUCCUCUGCAAUUACCGAAAAACUAACAUUUAAGCAGUCGCUUUCUGUGUUCAAUAAUCCAAUUGCUAUUCUCUGGUUACUCGAAGAAAUGGCUUUAGGAGUCCCUUUGAACAGCAUCAAUAACUGGCUUCCUCAGAUUGUAGGAGCUAUGGGAUUUUCUUCGGUUAACACAAACUUAAUGACAGUAGCUCCAGCCAUAUCAGGUGCUGUGUGGCUUCUUGUAUUUGCUUUUGUAUCAGAUUACCUGGAAAAUCGCGGUAUAAUAUUAAUUAUCGCAAUUUCUACAACGAUGGUUGGAUUCAUAGUUUAUGGAUCAAUUGACAUUUUGAAUCAUAUUGGCAUCUCUUAUUUUGCUUGUUUUUUAAUGACUGCGGGGGCUGCUGCUUCAUCAGUUCUAACAUCGACUUGGUACAACAAUAACAUACCUAAUGAGGGUCGUCGUGCGGCUUUUACCUCUGUUGGUGUCCCACUAGCAAAUGCGAUGGGUCUCGUAUCUAGUAAUAUAUUUCGUCCUAAAGAUGCUCCGAAAUAUGUCCUUGCACUUGGAAUUACGGCAGGCUUUGGUGGGUUAGGAAUUCUUUUGGUCGCAUCUAUUAACCUUUAUAUGCUGUAUGAUAAUAAUCGCCGCAAUAAAAUACAGGGACGUAAGAAAACUUUUGCAGAUGUUAGCACCAAAGAAUUGGGCGAGGGGCCAGUAAAUCCAAAUUUUAGAUGGUUCUAUUGA
Schizosaccharomyces osmophilus is the source of this 1521-nucleotide messenger RNA. RefSeq names its product carboxylic acid transmembrane transporter. NCBI's taxonomy places the organism in Eukaryota, Fungi, Ascomycota, Schizosaccharomycetes, Schizosaccharomycetales, Schizosaccharomycetaceae. Gene Ontology annotation, cellular component: membrane. Gene Ontology annotation, biological process: transmembrane transport. The record is from RefSeq and is a predicted model, not a curated record. The transcript has a single exon. The coding region runs from base 1 to 1521 and encodes 506 amino acids. Gene Ontology annotation, molecular function: transmembrane transporter activity.